Molecule: messenger RNA, 2028 nt
Organism: Volvox carteri f. nagariensis
Lineage: Eukaryota; Viridiplantae; Chlorophyta; Chlorophyceae; Chlamydomonadales; Volvocaceae
Exons: 16
Coding region: 1-2028 (675 amino acids)
Biological process (GO): DNA topological change
Cellular component (GO): small ribosomal subunit; cytosol
Molecular function (GO): DNA binding; ATP binding; DNA topoisomerase type II (double strand cut, ATP-hydrolyzing) activity
Source: RefSeq, a predicted model, not a curated record
AUGCCGCCGAAGCCCAAGGCGGACGUAUUGGUACAGAAGUCUCCGGCGGAGUUUUUCGCGGAGAAUAAGAAUAUCGCGGGGUUCGAUAACCCUGGCAAAUGCCUGUACACUACCGUUCGCGAGCUGGUGGAGAAUGCACUGGAUGCCGCCGAGUCCAUCAGUGAGCUCCCGUACAUCGAAAUUACGAUCGAGGAGGUGUCCAAGGCUCGACUGAACCGUAUUCGGGGGGUGGAGGAACAUGGCCGACUGGACGAGCAGCUUUAUCAGGACUUUGAGAGCGAGGACGCGAAAAAGAAGCGAUUAGCCAAGGAGGCCCGGGACAAGGAGCGCCUGCAGAAGCUCAUUGAGAAGAAGAAAGAGCUGGCGGCGGCGGGGGCGGCUGCCAAGCCGGGAGCUGGCAUGCGGGGGAACCUGUUUUACAAGGUCACGGUCAAGGACAACGGCGCGGGUAUGCCCCACCGGGACAUCCCCAACAUGCUCGGCCGGGUGCUGUCCGGCACCAAGUACGGCGUCAAGCAGACACGUGGCAAGUUCGGUCUGGGCGCCAAGAUGGCGCUCAUCUGGUCCAAGAUGACCACCGGACUGCCCUUCGAGAUCAGCAGCGCGAGGAAGGGCUGCGGGACCAGGAGCCACUACGUGCUGGACAUUGACAUUCACAGGCACGUACGUGCGUGUAUUCCCAAUGUGCAUCUUGAAGAGCAGCUGCCCAACCCGGACCAUUGGCAUGGCUCGUGCCUCAGUCUCACCAUUGAGGGGAAUUGGCAGUACUACCGGUCCAAAAUCGUACGGUACCUGCGGCAGAUCGCCGUUAUCACGCCAUACGCACAUUUUUGCUUCUCGUACAAGGCGGAGGACGACAAGAACAGCAUGCGGAUCAACUUCAGGCGGCGCACCGACGUGAUGCCCCCUCCCCCCCGUGCCACCAAGCACCACCCUUCCUCCGUGGACUUGGAGCUGGUGAAGCGGCUGAUUGCCGCCACGGACACCAAGACACUGACCAGCUUCCUCAAGAAGGAGUUCGACUGCGUGAGGCCGGCACUGGCAGAGCGGCUGGCGGGGGAGAUGCAGGCGGGGGUGGAGGGUGACACGAACCCGAAACACCUGACAGACAAGCAGGUGGUUCGUCUUCACCAGCUGCUUCACGAAGUUCGUUUCGAUGACCCCAAGGGGGACCACCUAAGUCCCGCGGGCGAGUACAACCUCCGUCUGGGGGUCAUGAAGGAGCUCAACCCCGACAUGAUCGCCACCCAUCAGGGGGAUGUGCGGGUGUUUGAGGGACAUGCCUUCAUCGUGGAGGCGGCGGUCAGUGUGGGGGGCAGAGACAUCAAGCCGGGCAUUAACGUGCACCGUUUCGCCAACCGAAUUCCGUUACUGUUUGAGGGCGGCUCUGACGUCAUCACCAAAACCGCCCUCAAAAGAAUCAACUGGGCGAGCUACAAAAUAAACCAGUCCACGGACAAGGUGGGUGUGUUUGUGAGCAUCGUGAGCACCAAGAUCCCCUUCAAGGGCGCCGGGAAGGAGUACAUCGGGGACGACGUGGAGGAGAUGGUGGCGGCAGUUAAGGCGGCAAUCCAGGCGUGUUGUGUGCAGCUCAAGGCUAAGAUCGUCCGCGCCAUCGCCGCCCGGGAACAGAAGCAGCGCAAACGCAACCUCACGAAGUACAUCCCCGACGUCGCGAACGCGGUUUACGCGAAGGAGGAUGAGGAGAGAGAGGCGAAGCGGCGGCGUUUGGAGGUGGCGGAUGAACGGCAUCUGCUUCCCGCGGUUGUCAGCCAUGAGCUGACUACUGCGACGCUGCAGGCCCGACUGACCGAAUACGUGGAGCGGAUCGACACAGACAUGGCGCUCGAGUACCAGGUACAGCAAGGCCUAGCGGCGGGCGUAGCUAAGGUGCGAGUGCGGUGCGGAAGAGGGGAGAAAGAAGCGGCUCAACGUGGUAUGAGGGGAGAAGCCCUUGUGGUUCUAGCCUUGAGUGUAUAUGUAUACGUUUCCAGCUCACACGGGAUUCGUGUUGUUGAUAGCUCGUAA